Messenger RNA from Hippoglossus stenolepis (Pacific halibut), 6657 nucleotides. RefSeq names its product dermatan-sulfate epimerase-like protein. Bases 1051 to 4707 code for a protein of 1218 amino acids. The record is from RefSeq and is a predicted model, not a curated record. Gene Ontology annotation, molecular function: chondroitin-glucuronate 5-epimerase activity; sulfotransferase activity. Lineage: Eukaryota; Metazoa; Chordata; Actinopteri; Pleuronectiformes; Pleuronectidae. The transcript has a single exon.
AACCAACACUCAGCCUUCCCACUCCUGUGCGAGCAGAGGCGUGCGCGGCUGAGCUCCUGAAGUCACGGCUCCCUCUACAGUCUGCACGGCGGAAAUUUUCCAUCCAGUGCGGGGGGAGACAAUCAAACUGACUGUGUGUGUGUGUGUGUGAAAGAGCCGGAGCGCGGAGGACGCGGCGGGCACACGUCCGGACACCACAGCCCGGGAGACGGCGCCUCACUUGUGGGAUGCAGCGUCUCGGAGGCGCGGCGGCUGCACCAACACACCCGGAUUCGCACGGAGGAGAAUCCGUCUUCUGAGAGGGGCUGAUUCCCCCUGGUUCCUGCAGGAGGACAAUGGAGAGGGAAGACAUGUCUCAUUCUUUGAAUACUUGAGGAGUGACGACAACUUUCCUCCACUUCCCCUGCGCUGACAGCCGGGGAUAGAGAAGCUCGCAGCGUUCGGACACAAACCGGGAUGUAAAGCCGGACGAUGCGCGCGGAUGGAUUGUGCCGUUUGGAGCAGCGCGCAGUUCGGUGCGUCUGCGGCGGGGACUCGGGGCGACGGUGUCCGCGGAGAUGCGUCGUUCGCUGAGGUCCACGUCCAUGGAUGUUGCGGCUCGGUGGGCGCUGCGCACGGAGCCUGUGGGCGGCGGUGAUUGGACCCGGACGCGGACUUGGGGCUGACGAGCUUGUUUUGUAAGCGAGGAAAUGUGUGGUUUUUCCUUUCCGGAGGGGGGGGGAUCAAUACGAGUUGGUGGCGCACCACGAGGACGCAGGAGAACGCGCACGGAACCAGGAGCUUUGUGUUUGAAACCUUGGAUUUAAAUUCAAAAGCAGAGAUCUCCAUCCCGUCACACGUCCAUGCAUCUAUUGUCACAAGUGGAUGUUUGCUCUGGCACUAAAGUUUUUUUCUCCACGCACGAGACUUUGAUAUUGGAUUUUGAAUCAUCCAUUUUAUGGACUAUAACAAAUAUUUUCCAUGUGGACUUAUCCAGAAAGUUAUGGGACAUUAUAAAGACAUUUUAAAGGACGAAAACAAUCAGCUGCUUAAUUUUUCACCCCGACUAAAAUGUAUUCAAGGAUGCCGGGCAACAUGGCUGUAAACUGGGUUGUGUACUCUGUGUUUCUACUACCCCUGUUCGCAGUGGGGACAGCUUUCUCCGGGGUCUUCAACUCCACCGACAGAGACAUCUUCACCGAUGACUUGCUGCAGGUCAAGCUCACACAAGGCAGAGCGAGCGAGCAGUGGAAGCUCCAGUCGGCCGACUCCCACCCAAACCUGUACUUUAACCAGGUGGAUGUGUUGCACUUGAGGCAGAGGUCCUCCACCACCCACAGUCACAUAUUCAAAGUCAUCCGGGCGGCCGUGCUCACCAUGCUGUCCAAUGUCCCCUUUUACAUACCCCCUGUGAAACACGAGGAGUUUACAAGCAAGUGGAAUGAGAUUUACGGGAACAACCUGCCUCCCCUGGCUCUCUACUGCCUGUUGUGCCCCGAGGACUCUGCCGCCCUGCAGUUUCUUAUCAAGUUUAUGGACAGGAUGGCCGAGUACCCCGACUGGAAGGUGACCAGUGCCCCCAAUGACGAGGUCCCCAUGGCACACUCCCUCACUGGGUUCGCCACUGCAUAUGACUUUAUUUACUCCCAGCUGGAUGAGCGCAGGAGAGACGUUUACCUCAAGAAAAUACGCUCUGAGACCGAGGAGCUGUACGAGCUCUCUAAGUACAGAGGGUGGGGGAAGCAGUAUCUCCAGAAUCAUCAAACUACGAACGUAUUAGCCAUCAUGACUGGUGCAAUAGUGGUGGGAUCACACAACGACCCAGAGUCAAUGAUAUGGAAACAAGUGGCAGUGAACUACAUGGAGAAAACUAUGUUUCUCCUAAAUCAUGUAGUGGAUGGCUCUCUGGAUGAGGGAGUAGCUUAUGGGAGCUACACGGCCAAGUCCAUCACACAGUACGUCUUUUUAGCCCAGCGCCACUUCCACAUUGACAACACGCAGAACAACUGGCUGCUGGGACACUUCUGGUUUUACUACGCCACGCUGUUGCCGGGCUUCCAGAGGACUGUUGGCAUCGCAGACUCUAACUACAACUGGUUUUAUGGGCCGGAGAGUCAGCUUGUUUUCCUCGACACAUUUGUCAUGAAGAACGGAACGGGUAACUGGCUGGCUCAGCAGAUUAGAAAGCACCGACCCAAGGAUGGUCCCAUGGGGCAGUCGUCGGCGCAGCGCUGGGCCACACUUCACACGGAGUACAUCUGGUUCAACUCCCACCUCACGCUGCAGCCUCCCCAGGAUUUUGGCAAAGCGAGGAUGCAUAUUUUCUCAAACUGGGGUGUGGUUACCUACGGAGCCGGGCUUCCCAACGGCCAGGGUAACACUUUUGUCUCCUUUAAGUCUGGCAGGCUGGGUGGCCGUGCAGUCUAUGACAUUGUCCACGACAAGCCGUACUCCUGGGUGGACGGCUGGAACAGCUUUAACCCCGGGCACGAGCACCCGGACCAGAACUCUUUCACAUUUGCACCUAAUGGACAAGUGUUUGUGUCCGAAGCACUUUAUGGUCCAAAGUACAGCUACCUGAACAAUGUUUUGGUCUUCAGCCCCUCUCCUACCAGCCAGUGUAACAGUCCGUGGGAGGGUCAGCUGGGGGAGUGUGCUAAGUGGCUGCGCUGGACUGAUGAAGGUGUGGGUGAUGCUAGAGGGGAGGUGAUUGUCGCCUCCUCGCACGGGGACACCUUGUUUGUGAGUGGGGAGGCCGUGUCUGCCUACUCCUCUGCCAUGAGAUUAAAGAGCGUGUUCCGAGCGUUGGUUCUGCUCAACUCACAGACGCUGCUGGUGCUCGACCACGUGGAGAAGUGGAGCGACUCGCCCGUGACGACGUUCAGCGCCUUUUUCCACAAUCUGGACAUUGACUUCAAAUACGUCCCUUUCAGAUUUAUGGACAAAUACAACGGCGCGAUGAUGGACGUGUGGGACGCGCAUUAUAAAAUGUUCUGGUUCGACGCCCAGGGUCACAGCCCUGACACCAGGAUACAGGAGGCAGAGCAGGCGGCCGAGUUUAAAAAGAGGUGGACUCAGUAUGUCAACGUCACUUUCUCAAUGUCGGGCACGGUCAGCAGAGUAGCUUAUGUUUUACACGGGCCAUAUGUCAAAGUGUCCAACUGUAAAUUUGUGGACAAUGGAAAAAAUGGAGUCAGAGUUUCUUUAACCAUAAAUAACACAGAGAAGGUGGUUUCCAUAGCUACAAACUAUAAAGACAUAGGGGCCAGGUUGAGUUAUUUAGGAUUCGGAGGCCACGGUAAAGUUGAGGAUGGAGAUCAAAUCACUCGAUUUGGCCUCGGGACUCAACUCAUCCCCAAACUAAUCAGCAGUGAUAAUCAGCUGUUUGACUUCGGAUUCACAGUCAAUGUAAUAGCAGGGGUCGUUCUCUUCGUGGCCAUAGGGUUUCUGACCAUGCAGAGAAAGUUUUACGUGUGCUUCAGCAGGCUGAUGCGUUACGCCCUGCUCACUGUGCUCAUUCUGUGGAUAGCUGAGCUGCUGUUUGUGUCUAACAGCUGCGAUCAGCUUCUCUGUGGGGUGAAAUGGAAAAGUGCGGGUGCCAAAAGUGAAGUAAACAAACAAGUCAGACUGUCCGAGCAGCAGCAGCUCCCCCUCCCCACUGUCGUCAUAACAACCCUCCCCGGGUCGGGAUCAGAGAUACUGAAGCAUCUUUUCUACAACAACUCGGACUUUGUUUACAUAAGAGUCCCCACUGAGCACGUUGACAUUCCUGAGACUGAGUUUGAGUUCGACUCGCUGGUCGAUGCCUGCGAGUGGUCAAGGUCAGACGCAGCACACGGACGGUUUAAGAUUAUUCAGGGCUGGCUGCAUUCGCUGGUCCACAACACCAAGCUGCACUUGCAGAACAUUCAGCUGGCGGAGGGCAGCAGGGUCAAACAGCCCCAGAGAGUCGCCCCCUCCAGGGACAGAAAGAAAAGGUCCAGGCGGAGGGAGCCGGUGUCUGAGCUGAAGGGCAGACUGAGGGCCAGCCUGGACAGAGAUGCAGAGUACAUCAGGGAGAUGAGACGACAUGUCGCCGAGUUCCCUGACGCACGGGUGGUCCUCAACAUGCGGAGCGGAAGCUGGGCCCUCAAACUGCCUUUCAUUCAGGAGGUGGUGGGACCCUCUUUGAGGUCAAUCUACUUGGUGCGAGACCCUCGAGCCUGGAUUUAUCUGAUGCUUUACAACAGCAAACCCAGUCUUUAUUCCCUGAAAAACAUCCCGCAGCACCUUUCCCUGAUAUUCAAGGAUGAUGCCGUCAGGAAUGGGUGCCCGAGCGUGGCGCCGGAGUUUAAAACAAUCCAGAGGCUGCUGUCCCGUUCGGAGACGAACCCGGCCCUCGUACUGGCUCACCUGUGGCUGGCUCACACCGCAGCGGUGCUGAGGGUCAGCGAGGGCCUCCCCGAGGAGUCCUACCUCCAAGUGAGGUUUGAGGACGUGGUCAACUUCCCGCAGGAGACGGCGGAGAGCAUACACACAUUCCUGGGGGUGCCCCUGACGCCCACAGCCCUCAACCAGCUCCUCUUCACCACCUCCACGAACUUGUACAAUCUCAUGUAUGAAGGAGACAUCUCACCAGCCAAUAUUAACAUGUGGAGACAGAACAUGCCUCGAAAGGACAUCCGGCUAAUAGAGGACGUGUGUGGGGGGGUGAUGAAGAGGCUGGGUUACACCCGGUUGGCGAGUUAACUUUGCUGCUGCUGGUCGGCUGAUACCGAGCUGUCUUGUUUACUGGAGCUGCCGUGGAAGUUCUGUUAAGUUGUUGAUUUUUUGCACUGACGCUUUGUUUUAAAGGGAUUUUUCUGUCUGUUAAAGUUUAUAUUUUUUUCCUGUUGUUUUGUGUUUGUUUGGGGGAAUGUACAGUGUCGCACCGACUGCAGACACAGAUGUUGGCGAGGGAGGAAUAUUUUACAUUAAAAUAGGUGAAAGGAAGCUUCUGUUAUCACUCUUUUAUUUUAUUUUUUUUCCAGCAGCUCUUCACACUUGUAGAGCUCUUUUAUUGAGUGACACUUUAGACCUUUGCUCUGCAGAGGGAAGCCACUGAAACUCAGCAUAAAGUUUAAUAUUAUUGCGGCGUCCUAGAACAGCUCAGUUUCUCCGUGUGUGUGUGUGUCUCAGAAAAAAAAAGUUAUUUUCCUCCCCCAUCGCUAAUCUGUGCUGUCUGAAAGAUGUUGUGCAAAAUCCAUAUCUGUUAUUACUGGACUAGGGGAGGGAUCAAGGGAUAUUUACUGGUUUUGGAACAGAUACGUUAUGAAGCUCAUUAGGAAAUAAGGCUCGUCUUUAUCGACAGACCCGGGUUUGUAGCUGUGGGAGACUAAUUUGGCCGUCGUGAAUUUUAAUAUCUGAACCUUUCAGUGCUUUUUUCCCUUUACAAACUGUAAAUACAUGCUGCAGUGUAUAGACUCAAAGCCGAGCAGAGAACAAGAAGACGACAGCUGUGCUUUAUUGUUAUGAUACAGGCAUCGACACGAUAGCGGUUGUGUUUUCAUCGCGCCAGUAGAGGGAUUUUUAUUAUUUUUAUUAUUUGAAGCUCUAAGAUGUCACGACAGUUUUGUUGGCUUAGCACUUUCACAGGGACUCUUUUGAUUGUAUGUGGGAUUCAGUGCAUUUUCCACCAGCUAUCUUUUACUCUCAUGUACUUGAUUAGCUUGGAAAAAUCUUAAACCUCGGAAGAUAUAUGAAACCUCUGAAGAUAUUAUGUCGAGAAGAAAAGAAAGUUAGAAGUAUUUAUGGGCUCCAAAGACACAUAUCCCAAAGGAUCAGGAAUGAAUAUGAUUAUUAUAACUCCCUUUGGCAUUUAUUGAAUUAGAUCAGAGGGAAGUACUUAAUGGGGAUCAAACUGGGGGAGAAAAAAAAAAAACUGUCAGCCUUGACACAUUUCUUGUCAAUGCAAUUUCCAAAGCAUCCCCCUCAGCUACUCAUAUUAAUCUGCAAAAUGCCAUAACCGAGGCUUACCCUGUGUUAUAUUGCUGUGCUAUCUUCACUAUAAAAAGGCCCUGCAGGAAAUUCAGACGGCACGAGUCUCCAUUUCCUGUUUGUGGUCAAUCAGAUAUCCGAUGAUCUUUUUCGGGGCCUUUGUCUUGAAAGCGAGCAAACGGGAGGAAUAUUAAGUAAAAAAAAAAAGUCAGAGACCAUUUCUACUCUGUGACGCUCUAACGCUCUCUGGGCUGCAAUGUACACUCUUCAGUAACCUUGGAUGCUGUCUCGCUUAAACAUGUCUGCAAUGUAAGUGGAUCACAUGUAUCAAACAGACUCGAUUAUAUAGACUCUCCAUUGCAUCUGUAUGCAAAAUAUUACAUUCUGUGGCCAUUUUUGGAAACGACCAUCUUCUCUCAUCUAUAGACACAGUCCUGUUUGUUGUUUUUGUUUUUUUUCUUCUUUUCCGCCGAAACCCCUGACUGCCUGGAAAACCCGUUUGAUGUUCGUGGUCUUUGAAUGUGUAGACUUGGCAGACACGCUCUCACUUUGGUGUUGCAAUCCUGUUACCAACUCUGUUUUGUAUUUGCUCGUGGGGAUAUGGUUCCAUGCUUCUGUGGCCUUGAAUUACAAUCAUGUCUUUAUAACGUUUUUUUUCUCUGUAGCAGGAGGUGGAGAUGAUGUGGAGAAGAAAUAAUAAAUUCAUAAAUAUAUUGACAACCA